Messenger RNA from Adelges cooleyi (spruce gall adelgid), 6227 nucleotides. RefSeq names its product mediator of RNA polymerase II transcription subunit 14-like. Bases 688 to 5616 code for a protein of 1642 amino acids. Gene Ontology annotation, molecular function: transcription coregulator activity. The record is from RefSeq and is a predicted model, not a curated record. Gene Ontology annotation, cellular component: mediator complex; core mediator complex. The transcript has 4 exons. Lineage: Eukaryota; Metazoa; Arthropoda; Insecta; Hemiptera; Adelgidae. Gene Ontology annotation, biological process: regulation of transcription by RNA polymerase II.
CUUGCAGUUGAUCGGAAACGACUACAUGCGAGAGUCUACGAUCGCAUUUCUGAAUGUAAGCGGUUCAGACGGCUUAUUGUAUAGAUGGCGUUCGCGCAUAAGUAGUUUUCCACAACUGGCGGCAGACUAAUAUUGGAGGUAACCAGUAACCAGUGACCAUAAUCGCGGUUCAUUACUCUUGUUGGUGAUAUGAUCUGAUUCUGAUCUGAUAUUGGUAAUAUCUCGGGCUCCUUAGUCGGUGCUCGCCGCUUGUGCAAAAUCCAAAUUUUAAUUUGUAAAAUGUGUAUUUCCUCCAAAUUGUUCUAACACUGCAAAAGCCCGCAACUCAAUUCGCAAUCAAAAUAUUGACAAGCUUUUUUAAUAUUGCCUCGAGCGCGUCUAAUAAUAUCAAUGAGUUAUGAAGCACACACAACAAUCUAAUGUCUUGAAAUUUGUUCGGAAUCAAAUAUUUGCUUUGUUAGAGUAGGCGGUGUUCUCAAUGAUAGUAAGCACUUAAACUUGUUAGCCAAAACAUCAAUCUACACGAGUUCAAACAUCUUUCCAAUGAUCUUUUUUUUUAAACAAUGUGAAAUCAUUCUUUUAUCAAAAUAUGAAUGCAAUUGACCUUAUUUGAAUGCAUUUAAUCAAGUAAAACAUUUUUAUCUAAUUAAGAAGGUGAUUUUGAAGUUAAUCUACACAAAACUUACAAUGCCUCCAAUUCCGUUAGAAGGCAAUCAGCCAAGUAUGAGCAAUGGAUUACCCCCCGAAGGAUCUGUCUCUUUAUCAGUAUUGAUUGAUUUUAUCGUACAACGUACUUACCAUGAGCUUACGGUUCUUGCAGAAUUGUUGCCACGGAAACCCGAUAUGGAACGUAAAAUUGAAAUCUACAAGUUUGCCAAUCGUACUAGACAGUUGUUUGUUCGUCUUCUUGCUCUCGUAAAAUGGGCAAGUAGUGCUUCCAAAGUUGAUAAGUCUACGCAAAUAAUGGGUUUUUUAGAUAAACAAUCAAUGUUAUUUGUAGACACGGCCGACAUGCUUGCCAGAGUGGCUCGUGAGACGGUCGUAUCAGCUCGUUUGCCUAAUUUUCACAUUCCAUCUGCCGUUGAAGUAUUGACAACAGGUACAUUCUCUAGAUUACCCGCUUGCAUCCGAGAACGAAUUGUACCGCCUGAUAAAAUUACUGCAGCAGAAAAACGAGAAACCUUAUUACAAUUAAAUAGGGUUAUCCAACACCGAUUGGUUUGUAGUAAUUUAAUCGGAGAAAUGAGUUGUAAAAAAGUAGCUAAUGGCAGAGUUACAUUUCGAGUUGAAAAUGAGUUUCAAGUUUCUUUGACAUUGAUGGGCGACAACCCUAAUAUACCAUGGAGACUUUUGGAUAUCGAAAUACUAGUCGAAGAUAAAGAAACCGGUGAAGGUAAACCGUUAGUGCAUUCUCUUCAGACACAGUAUAUUCAUCAAGUAGUGCAAGCUAGACUGUUGGAGUGUUGCAGUACCGGCGGCGAACCUCUUACUCAGGUUUAUACGGUUUUACACUAUUUUUGCCAAUCAUUACAAUUAGAAGUGUUGUUUUCACAGACAAGAGUUUUGUGUAAAGACAGAUUGGAUGGUCACAUACAUAUAACCGAGUACACGGCGGGGAAGUGUUUAAUUGUUACAUAUUGGCGGGAGCUUUCACACAGUGUGUCUGAACAAUUCGGGUAUUCUUUGACAGUUUAUGUGGACGACAAAGAACCAAAUAAACCACUGUCGAUACUACAUUCACCGUCUUUAGGCGUUAAAGAUGCAGAAAUUACAGAAAAAUCAAUUGGCACUGAUCAGUUAUCAAUGGAAAGACUGUUAGUACAUACAAUUUUUGUACGUACCAAAAUUCGUUUAUCGGAACUCAAAGUAGAAAUAGAAAACAUGUUAAAAAACGUCGAAUGCAAUUUGCAAGGCUCUCCGGCAAUAUUAUCAGUGGCAAUACUUAGUCCUUGCUUGCGUGCCGAACAACUACUCAUUACGGUAGAUACACACACCGGCAUGAUUCAAUGCCACGUACCCGAGUUCAACCCACCUUGUAUAGUUCAACUACAACAGGCCUUGAACAGUGAAAAUUCCAAAAUACCUCUUCUCAUAAGCGAUUUGAGAUUUUGGAUUACUCAACGCCGUUGCGAGGCUACAUUACAACAUCUUCCGGCAACGGCAUAUGAACGAUUACCAGUGUUGCAUCAUUCCGAUCAUCCAAUGUCGAAAAUUAGCCGUCAUCGUAUGUUUAUUAAAUUGCAUAAGAUAUCAAAUAUGAUAUUGAUUGUGGAAUUUGCAGAAAAUGAAAAAUCACCGUGUAGGAUCGAGUACACAUUUUUUCUCGCCAAUGUCAAGAAGUCCUCGAUCGAAGACAACCCUCAUGACGAUUCUGUUGAAACAGACAUGCCUAAAAUGUAUUUGAAGGUUUUGACUUUACUGACAAUAGAGAAAUUUGUAGCGACACAUGGACCGUUUACGGCUGUUAUCGAGGAACAACAAGAAAAAAAUGAUCCUAACAGUCGUAAAAGGACUAUUAUGUGUAACGAUAAACCAAGAAAAAUGUCUAAACACCCCGCUUAUUUUAUACCUGAGCUUGCCCACAUAGUCGCUUUGUGCGACGAAAGACUACCCUUUACAGUGCUGGCACAAGAAUUGACAAAACGCGGCAUUAGCAAUCAAGGCGUGCAAGUAGAAGCAAACGCUACUACCUUUGUUUUAAAAAUUUUGUCAUUACCUCCUCCUGCUGGAAUCGAAGUGAACAAUCCUAAAUGGAUAUCUCUAUGCAAACGUGUAUUAUCAAUAUCUAUUCGAGUAUUCGGAAAAGGUACUACACGAUGUUGGACUACUGAAUAUGUGUUUUUUGGAAGCCCGUUGCCUAGUACACAUAGUAGAGAGCAAGGGGCCCGUCGUCCAGUUUAUAUGAAUUACGAUGUUAGCAUUGCUGAAAAUACUUCUAAAACGGUCGAAACAUUAUUGAACGACUGGUCUCAAAUUGUGCAUCUGUAUUUUUUAGUGGAGGACCUGUCUCCUUAUUUGCAACUCGAGAAAAACAACUUGGCAUCUAUGAUAAGUAUAAAAAGUUACAACUAUUUGAAACUUGUUAUAGGAUAUGGCACUCAAAGACGUUCGACGGCAACGAUCCAGUGGAACUCGUCGACUAAUAGAUUUACUAUAGUUUUUGGUUCGCUCAACAGCAGUAUUAAUCCACAUAAUUUAAUCAAAGAACAAUUUGAAGGUUACCUCAAUAGUAAUAAAAAGUUGUCAAUGCUCAUUCAUGAAAUUUUGGAUACGUUCAAUCCUCUGAGUGCAAUUUGUAAAUUACCAUCAAUACCUCAACUUUGUGUUUUACAAGUCAGACCACAAGUACCAGUUAUUACUUUUGGAAUUGUUGCCAACUCGACAAAUUUAAUUAAAGUUAUUUAUGAAGGACAAUACUGUUUAGAAAUAACGUUGAGAUGGGGAAACUUGGUCAGUAUAAGAGAUGGAGCUUAUAGUAGAUACGAUAGGACGUCUGUGAUUUCUGAUUAUAUACCAACGCCGGGAUUAAAAGCUUUUUUAUCCAAGUAUGUAGAUGAAGCUAAUAUGUUUAGAAGACGAUCACAAUCGGAGGAUGAUAACCCACCAUCACCUAUCACUAUGGACAAUGUUGAAGGAAACUUUUUAGGUGGCUCGUCUCAUAGAGGUCCUCAAUCGCCCGCACCAGGUUUACGGUUUCAUUCUGCCGGUAAUUCUACACCAGGUAGCAAUCCACAUACUCCGGCUAGUCCACAUCCUGCUGUUGGAGUUGCGGGUAUGUCGCAAAAUACUCAACAGCAAUACAUCAAUAGCCCUGCAACGUCUUUCAAUUUGGCAUCUCCACCAUCAUUACCGUCCGCCAUCAAUCCAUCGCCGUCGAUGCUACCACAUCCUUCUCCGGGCUCUAGUCUGAUGGCUAGUUCUCCAUCAAAUCCUUUACAUGUACCUAGCCCAGCAGGGAUGCUGUCUAAUUCUUCGCCGGGUCCGGGAUCUGGUUUUGGUUUGAGUUCUAAUACUCAUCCACCAGAAGUAAGUCCUUUUCCUUCUCAGAGUAUGACUUCUCCUGCUGCAUCAAAUUGGCCUGGAUCCCCCGGCUUGCCUCGUUUAUCGCCUGCCCGAGCUCAAGGACAAUCUCCAGCGAGUCAUUGCCUGCAAAGUCCAGAUCAUAAAAGUAGCUUUACACAUACUUCUAGGGUGCUUCCUCAAAAAUCUUGGGCAGGAGCAGUUCCUACAAUUAUUACUCAUGAAGCCUUAGAUGCAUUGUGUACACCGACAGCCCACCCACAUGGACUUGCUGCGCCUAAACAGUGUCCUCUGGAAAGAUUCUUGGGUUGUGUGUAUAUGAGAAAAAAUCUGCAGCGUUUCGUUCAGACAGAAGAAAAUCUCAUCUCUUUGAAUUGUUCCGAGCCGGGUGUUGUCAAUUUUAAAGUUGAAACUUUACAUUGUCGAAUUUUUAUUAAUAUGCAACAUUUCCAGUCAUUACAUUUAAAAAUAUCUUGUAUUCCAGAGCAAAAAGAUACAUGGACCAUGGAAGAACUGAGUAUUUUAGAGAAUUUUUUUGAAAACAAAGUAGCUAUACCGCCUUGUAAACCUAACACAUUACUAGGUUUUACACGUUUGUUGAACUGCCCAUAUACCGUACUCAAGGAUUUUAUACAGAUAAUUAAACUGGAAAUGAUCCCAAAUCUCAUUCAGCAACAACAAAUGAAGUGGGCUGUACAAUGGUGUUUGCGAAUACCUCCAUCGGCCACACCAAUCGUACCUGUCGGUAAAGAAGCUUUGCUGAUUUGUCGUAAUAAAAUAUUAUUUUUUUUACAAAUCACUAGAAUUGGUGUAACAUACAGCGGCAACGAAGUUCCCUCACUAGUUUUACCUCUUGUAUAUGAUACUGCAACUAAUUUGACACAGUUGGCUGAGAAAAGAGACGCAGGACCAGCAUCUGCAAUAUCAGCGGCAAGCUUACAUAUGAAACGAUUUGCCGAAUUUUCACUUAAUCACCACGAAUGCUCUAUAUUUCCGGCAGUUAGAGAUCUCAUGACAAAUUUUGUACUUCCUUCAGAACCACAACCACAAAUGUCGCCUGCAUCCAUGAACAUGAACAUGCACCCGCAAAUGGGUGGUCCAGUGUCAUCGCCUCUUAUGGGACAACACAUGAUGAAUCAAAAUUCCGGUAUGGUUGGACAAAAUCCUAAUAAUAUGAUGGGACAAAAUCCCAAUAUGGUUGUUCAAAAUCCUAACAUGGUAGGCCAAAACCCCAAUAUGGUAGGGCAGGCUCCAAAUAUGGUUGGGCAAAAUCCUAAUAUGAUGGGUCAAAACCCUAAUAUGAUGGGACAAAAUCCUAAUAUAGUCGGGCAAAAUCCUAAUAUGAUGGGACAAAAUCCUAAUAUGAUGGGACAAAAUCCUAAUAAUAUGAUGGGACAAAAUCCUAAUAUGGUAGGGCAAAAUCCUAAUAUGGUCGGACAAAAUCCUAAUAUGAUGGGACAAAAUCCUAAUAUGAUGGGACAAAAUCCUAAUAAUAUGAUGGCACAGAAUCCCAAUAUGGCCGGUCCGGGACAAAACUAUGGUGGUGUUCCGAUAUCUAAUAUGGGACCUCAACAUGGAAUGAUGCCCUCUCAUUAAUAAUAUAAUAUCUAUUACGAUAAACUAAGAUGGAGUUUUUAAUUUUUAACUUAAGUGUUUUAUUUUAAUAUAGGUAGUGUAUAUAUAAGGAUUUGACUUUACUGUUAUAAUACAUAACCUAUUGUAUGUAUAUUAAGAUGUACCUAUUGUUAUGUAUAUUUAUAAUAUAAUUAUUGUAUGUAUUUAAAUGUAUGUGUGUGUUAAAAUUUACACAUAUGUAGGGUACAAGGAAAAAAACAAUAAAGUAUUUUUAAUCUAAGGAAAACAUGUUUAAAACGUCAGUAUGUCAAAAUUAAUUUUGUGGUAUUCAUUUUUACCAAAAAGAAAUGAUUUAUCAGGUUUUUCGCAGUACCCUUUAUGUUAUAAUUAUUACACUUUUAUUAAGUAAAAAAUGUUUAGAGUUAAUCUUGAAAUGUGGUUGUAAAUUAGGUUAGAAAAUGUGUAAUGUUACCUAACACAAAGUGAAACAUUUAAAUUAUUAAACUUUAUGUAGUGUGUGUAUUGAAUUUCCAUUAGUCAUUACUCAUUACUAUACCUAUACUUAAUAUAAUAACUGUUUUUGUUUGUAAAAUUAUUUUAUUAUAAUUUAUAAAUUACCUACUUGUAAAGUU